Messenger RNA from Aegilops tauschii subsp. strangulata, 1146 nucleotides. RefSeq names its product BTB/POZ and MATH domain-containing protein 1-like. Gene Ontology annotation, molecular function: protein binding. The record is from RefSeq and is a predicted model, not a curated record. Lineage: Eukaryota; Viridiplantae; Streptophyta; Magnoliopsida; Poales; Poaceae. Gene Ontology annotation, biological process: protein ubiquitination.
AUGUCUUCGUUCGCCGGCAUAACUGUCUUGGCCGACGGCGACCUGAGCCCUUCCACCGUCAAGACCAUCGACACCGGCACGGACUACGGGUACCACCUACUUGUGGUCCAAGACUACUCGCAUACCAAAGAAGUAAGACACAUCGGCAGGGGCAUCUGCUCCCGUGCUUUCAUGGUAGGAGGCCAUACAUGGUACAUCAAGUACUACCCUAAUGGGGAGAGCUCGAAACGUGCCGAUUACAUUUCUCUGCAUGUCUCCCUUCUCGAUUACGACGAGGAUUAUCAGAAGACUGUGAAAGCAAAGGUGUGUAUCAGUUUCAUCGACCAGGUUGAGAAGCACAAGCCAAUGUACAUUCACGGAACCGAAACGCGCACCUUCGGAGGCUCUUCUUUUAUGCAGCUCGACAAGUUUAUAAAAAAAGACACCCUUGAACAAUCAGUGCAUCUAAAGGAUGAGUGUUUCACCAUCCGGUGUGACAUCAUGGUCCUCAACACUGACGAUAAUGCUGGUGGCAACGAGGUGCUCCCGCCUGACGUACACCACCAAUUCGAAAAUCUCCUUCGAAAUAAGGUGGGUGCUGAUGUAACAUUCGAGGUCAGCGGCGAGAUGUUCACCGCACAUAGGUGUGUGCUUGCAGCCCGAUCCACGGUGUUCAUGGCACAACUCUUUGGUCCCAUGAAGGAGGGCACUACUACGUCCGGCGCCAUACAGAUCAAGGACAUGGAAGCGAAAGUGUUCAGGGCUUUGCUUAGCUUCAUCUACACAGAUUCAUUCCCUGAGAUGGAGGAGGAGCACAAGGCACAUGUUGUGGAACAAGGACAAGAAGAGGAUGAAAUACGGCUGCGAUGGCUUCAGGAAUUGUUGGUUGCGGCGGACAGAUAUGAUGUCAAAGGGCUCAAGUUCAUCUGUGAAAAGCAGUUUUGUGAACACAUAGUUGUGCGCUCAGUGAUGUCCACUCUUGCUCUAGCCGAGCAGCACAACUGCCGGCGAUUGAAGGGGGCGGGCUUCAGGUUUCUCCAAGUUCAGACUCCCUCACGUUUGCAAACUGUAAUGGCGUCUAGUGGCUGGGAUCAUGUCUUCACGACCUAUCCCUCGGUUUUGAAGCAUCUCAUUGCCAAACUUAUUGCUUUGAACCAGCAGAAGUAA